Messenger RNA from Laetiporus sulphureus 93-53, 1209 nucleotides. RefSeq lists its product as uncharacterized. The record is from RefSeq and is a predicted model, not a curated record. The transcript is spliced from 5 exons. Lineage: Eukaryota; Fungi; Basidiomycota; Agaricomycetes; Polyporales; Laetiporaceae. The coding region runs from base 75 to 1076 and encodes 333 amino acids.
GCCGGCUCUCAUAAGAUGGAUCCUCCUACUGUGUUCGCCCAUUUCGCUCCCUUAUCCUCCUACACGUACAUACCAUGGCUGAAAAGCAGAUACCACCCGCGUAUGGGCUUGCGACAUCUCCCGAAGGCCAUAGUUUGCGGGAACGAGCAUCGUUUGAGUCUAGUCAGUCGCUCGCAGAUCCUGUCGAUGGAGAGCUGCCGGCCGCCAGUCACCCUACAGUCGCGUUGAUUAUACCCUUUCCUGCGUUGUUGUGUGCACCGGUGAAGAAGGAUGUCAAGAUCCCGCCGUUCGUGAUGUAUGCUCCUCUUGCUGCGCCGUUAAAGCCUCCAGCCGAGGGCGAGAAGGAAAGCAAGAUAAACAAGGCGAUACGCAAGUGGCAGAAGGAGGAGAAGCAGGCUCGUGAGAAGGGAACGGGAUUCAAGGCCAAGGCUGUCGGGCUGAUCUCGAAAGGGAUGAGUGCCACAAAGAAUAGUCGGAUAGAAUUCCUCGUCCGCACGCCAAAUAAGAAGAAACUGAAAGAGCUCCGCUUCGUUUACCCUUCAUCCUGGGCCGCAACAGAUGUACAGAAGCAGUUUACGGACCUUGUCAAAUCAGCAAAGAAGGGAGCCAUUAUGAACGGCGUCAUCUCCACCUGUCUCGCGCCCGUUGCGCUCGCGUUCGACACCUUGACGUUCAUUCCGGGACCAUUCGAGAUCACCGCGGUAUGGUCCGCCUCCUCCUGGAAAGGCGCCGCUCGUGCCACCGGAAUUGCCAAUCGAAUCACCUCCGACCAGCUGCCCAUCUCGUUCUCUCCGAACAACUCGCUCGAAGCGCUCAAGUUCCGCUUGCACGAGCUCUGCUGGAGGAAGGUGAAGGCAGGGACUGUUGCAUCGCCUGCAUGGCCCGGAGGCGCGUUAGGCAACGUGAAGCGCGGGCCAGAGCUGGCAUCGAUCGUGCUGGCUGUGUUGAGGGAAUAUGGUGAAGACAUGGAUGAUGUUGAGACGGAUUUGAGAACGAUUUCGGAGGAUCUGGAGAGAUGUUUGAAGAAGGCAGUGAAAGAAUGGGCGAAGGCUGUCAACAAAGCAAUGGACUCUUAGGUUUUUCGUAACGGGUGGAGUUAUGGCGAUUUUUUGGAUUCAUAUUUCAGCAUGUUGCGAUGUACUCAAGAGUCUGUACUGACCUCAAGUUAGAUGUAUUGAAGAAACUAUGGAAUUCUUGACAUUCGGCGAG